AUGGGGGAUUUAAAAGUUGUCGGGGACAAACGGAGCAGUAACGGAAGUGAGGUGUGUGACAUGCCACAGAAGAAGUAUUAUAGGCAACGAGCUCAUGCAAAUCCAAUGUCGGAUCAUGACCUACAUUAUCCGAGAAACCCUGAUGAUGUUGACUGGAGUGCUUAUUAUGGUGAAUAUGCGAAAGGGCGGAAGGUUGAUUUUGUUGAUAUCGGAUGUGGAUAUGGAGGCUUAUUGGUGAAACUGUCAGAACUUUAUCCAGAGUCACUGAUGCUUGGUUUAGAAAUUCGUGUUAAGGUAUGUGAUUUUGUGCAGGACAGGAUCAAAGCUCUUCAAUCAAGAAACCCUGGAAGCUUUUGUAACGUUGCUUGUUUGCGAACUAACGCAAUGAAGUAUUUGCCAAAUUAUUUUAAGCGUCAUCAGUUAUCUAAAAUGUUCUUUCUGUAUCCUGACCCGCAUUUUAAAAAAGCAAAACACAAAUGGCGCAUUAUUACGCCGCAACUCUUGGCUGAAUAUGCCUAUUUACUGAAAUUUGGAGGUCUGAUAUACACCAUUACGGACGUUGAGGAUCUACAUUUGUGGAUGGUGAAGCAUUUGAGUGAACAUCCACUGUUUGAACGAUUGAAUGAGGAGGAGAUGAAAGCUGAUCCUGUCGUUGAAUUGCUGUUUGAAAGUACGGAAGAAGGGCAAAAAGUCACUCGUAAUGCUGGUAAAAAGUGGCCUGCAGUAUUUCGGCGGUUGCCAGAUCCUGAUUUUGUUUCCUAA
Enterobius vermicularis (human pinworm) is the source of this 762-nucleotide messenger RNA. The record is from the annotation of a GenBank genome assembly. Lineage: Eukaryota; Metazoa; Nematoda; Chromadorea; Rhabditida; Oxyuridae.